AUGUCUCUGGCUGUGCAAGGCGAACGACGCCGCGACAGGUCUAGAUCCACGUCGCGUGACCGACGACCUAAGGAUGAAACCGAGCGAGCGACCAAGUCAUAUUCAGACACGCGAGAACCAAGUUAUGGGUAUCCCGACGACGGCUAUGUCGACCGGUAUGACGAUAUAUACUCACGGCUUGAAAAUGACCGCCGUCUCGCGUAUCCCUCUGAAAGCAGCUUUGACCUGGCUCUGCCCGGGACCCAGCGGCCAUACCAGCACCACGAGAAGCGCUCUUAUUAUAGAGACCAGUACUCUCAGCCAGAGCCCCCAUCAUCGAAUCACCUUCCGGGGUCUUUCCCCAACGACGAGGCUCAACCCCGCCGAGGCGACAACGAUGAUCGCCACAAAAGUCGCGGAGAGGCUCGUGACUCGAGACACCACAACUAUGACCAUGAAUACAACGACAAGCAAGACAGUCGCCGCGCUGAACCGAGGCGCGACAAGCAAGAUGUAGUUGACGCUAGUGAUGAUCGAUUGAAGUACCUGCCGCAAAAGUACAGUCAGAAUUACGACGAUCAGAAAGGGGAUGACAAAAGAAAAGGCAGACGUGCUCGAUCCGAAUCCGAAGACGAGGCCUUAACUUAUGGCGGCUCACCCCCGCUCAAUGCCCAAACGAGCUCGCCCCCAACAUAUGGGAGCUACAUCCCCGGUUCUAAAGCCGGGGACAAGCGCAGCUCAAAGUACAUAGAGGACUACUACGAUGACAGGGGACGUUCUCAUAGCCCUGACAGAGAAGAUCGGUCCUCCAGGAAGUCAAAGAUUGAAAACUACCGGGAGUAUCCAGACGAUCCGAGGAGCGCUAGAUCGAAUGCUCUGACACUGGAACCGUCUCGGCGCACAAGAGACCGAUCUCGGGAUACUAGACGAGAUGCCUCGCCAGGUCCGGCAUUAUUGAGAGCUGAGCCCGACAAGCAUGAACGGGACAAGUCUCGUGAUAGAUCCCGCGACAGGCGGUCAUCAAAGCGCGAAUCUUCACCUUUGCCACCCAUUGCCCGAAUGUCUUCGCUCACAGUUGACACAAAGCGCCCUACCAAUAUAUCACUGGCCGCAGCUCCAGGGUCUCCUCUUCUCGAGUCAUACCAUGGUACAUACCAGGACUGUUCCCCGAUGCCAUCGCCGCUGCUUCUUGCAUCGCAAGCAACCGCCAAUGAACCCCCAAAUAUUGUAGAUGCGUUCUCCCCACUCAACUCUGAUGCUGAAGGAGACGGCAAAAAGCGCAACCGGAGAGCUCGUUUCCAUGACCCAGAAGAUAUUGCAUCACGCCUAGCGCGCGCUUUGAAAGGCGACCGGCCGCCUGAUACGGAGCCUCUCAUCGAGAUCCUCCCAAGCUUGUCGCACGAACAAGUCAUGGAAUUGCGGGCAGAAUACAAGCGUAUUGUCAAGACAGGCUCCGAUCGCAAAGGAGUUAACAUUGCGAAGCAUAUUCGAGCACGUCUCAAAGACGAAGAUCCUCUGCUGAUGAAAGCGUGCUACUCUGUUGCCCUUGGAAUAUGGGAGGGUGAAGCCUACUGGGCCAAUUUCUGGUAUCAGGGAGACAAAACUCGUCGCGAGCUGCUUAUUGAAACCCUCAUGGGACGCACGAACGACGAGAUCCGCCAUAUCAAGGAUGCAUUUACGGAUAAGAAAUACGACAACAGCCUUGCGAAAUGCAUGAAGACCGAGCUGAAGGAGGAUAAAUUCAAAAAGGCGGUUCUGACGGUUUUGGAAGAGCGACGAAUGGAAGAUCGCGAUCAAUCCGGUCGGGCAUUCCCCCUGGAUUACGAUUUAAUCGACCGCGAUGUUGAUGAAUUGAGAAGAGCAGUCAAGACCGAGAAGGGUGGUGAAACGUUAAUGAUCGCCAUCGUUCUGCAGCGCAGCGAUGCUCAUCUGAGAGCGGUUCUGAAGGAGUACGAGCGUCACUACAGGGGUAAUUUUGCCCGCGAAGCGCUCAAGAAGAGCGGAAAUCUUGUGGGUGAACUUCUCGCCCACAUUCUGAAUGGAGUCAUCAACCGUCCCGUGCGAGAUGCCUUGCUACUACACCACGCAUUAACAGCCUCGCGCAAGGAUAGUCUACGACGCGAGCUGCUGGUCUCUCGACUUGUUAGAUAUCACUGGGACCCUAUGCACAUGCAAGCUAUCAAAAGGGCCUACAGCGAGAGGUAUGGCCGCGAACUUCAGGAUGCCGUCCGCGAUGCAACCAGCGGCGAAUGGGGCAUCUUUUGCUUGGAGCUAUGUAUUGCGCGAAUGCCCAAUCAUAUUCGCCACAUCGAAAGAGUUGGAGGUAGCGGUCGGUAG
Molecule: messenger RNA, 2316 nt
Organism: Cordyceps militaris CM01
Lineage: Eukaryota; Fungi; Ascomycota; Sordariomycetes; Hypocreales; Cordycipitaceae
Product: annexin ANXC4
Exons: 2
Coding region: 1-2316 (771 amino acids)
Cellular component (GO): cytoplasm
Molecular function (GO): calcium ion binding; calcium-dependent phospholipid binding
Source: RefSeq, a predicted model, not a curated record